Messenger RNA from Ruditapes philippinarum (Manila clam), 5053 nucleotides. Its product is annotated as gastrula zinc finger protein XlCGF8.2DB-like. The record is from RefSeq and is a predicted model, not a curated record. NCBI's taxonomy places the organism in Eukaryota, Metazoa, Mollusca, Bivalvia, Venerida, Veneridae. The transcript is spliced from 2 exons. Gene Ontology annotation, biological process: regulation of DNA-templated transcription. Bases 1339 to 2514 code for a protein of 391 amino acids. Gene Ontology annotation, molecular function: DNA-binding transcription factor activity, RNA polymerase II-specific; RNA polymerase II cis-regulatory region sequence-specific DNA binding.
AAAAAGACGCAAGGCACAAUAUCACCACUAUCCAGCUUGGUCUAAUGAUAAAAGAGGAGGAGAGAUCACUGUGAGGAAAUUGACAUGAUUUUUGCAAACAGUUAUUAAACAUUACAGGUUGUGUUAUUUAUAUAAUAUCAACAUUUUCAUUUGGACCAAACGUUACUGAGUUUCUUGUCUCUUGUAGGUAAGAGGAAAUUAUUUUGUGAGGUGAAUAUUUAGAGCAUGUUGAAAUAACAUUAAGAUUAAAUGGUAUAAUAUAUGUAGACAGAAGAACUUAAUUAUUGCAGUAUCAUCUGUGCUUAUUAUAGUUUUGUUAAUGUCAUUUGUACAUCUUUAUUACCCUUUAACAAUGAUAAAUUUGUGUAAUGGAUUUGCCCAGCUUUAUUUGUUGAACUGUCCAUUCAAAGUUAAAGGGAUUUCAAUAUUUAAAUACAAAAAUUGAGCUACCAACAGUUAUAGAGCCUGGUCAGACUGCACGAAUGACUGUAUACUGUUGACAAAGGCCAAUCACGUUCUGUUACAGAAGGCUAAGGCUUAAUUUAGAUAAUCAAAUAUGUUGUCAAAUCUAGUUUAGGAUAAUAAAACUUCAUGAAAAGCUAUUCUAAAACAAUUAGAAUUAUUUGACGUUGACAAGUUUGAUUAUUAACGUAAUUCUUUUUUAUAAUAUGAAACUAUUUAUCUAAAAAUAACAUUGCUUGCCUUUAGAAAGGCUAUCUAAAGGCCGCUUUAACCGACUCGAGAAUACUUUUACAUAUUUUUAAUAUCCCAGGGUUGCAAACUCAACGACAAUCAUUUAGUGCCUUCAAGUGAGCAAAUGUAUUUCAAUUCAAAGCUAUUGAAGUAUCAUAUUUUAAAAUAUUUGGGCCUGUCAAUAUAAAUGUAAACUUCAACUCUUGUUUUGCUGUGGUGAGUCCAAUAACAAACAUUUACUGGUGGUAUUAAUUUAUAUAAUGUAAACAUGAACUGAUGUAUUGAUAGUUUUCUUUUUAUGACAUAUGGUUUUGUGUCAUUAUAUUUAAUUAAUGUUAGAAUCAAAUUAUGUAUAAAUGUUGUUUGUCUUUUCACUUAUGACAUCAGUUGCAUUUAAAGCAUAUGUAUUAAAUUGCGUAAAUUGAUUCAUUUCAGAAACGUGUGCUUCCAGUUCAGAAGGGUUAUAUGAAAGUUGUGUUAUAUGAAAGUUGUGUUAUAUGAAAGUUGUGUUACCAGUAUAUGAAAGUUGUGUUUUCCUUUAAGGGAAGGAGGAUCAGGGUCAAUUGAUUCAGCCUCGGAUUAAAUUAAGGACGGAUCAUGGCCUUAAUGUUAACAUGUGAUGUUUGAUGUGAAAUAUUUACUUGUAUGGAAACUAUGACAUCCCAUCAUUGUGUGCCAUCUAAUCACCAUGACUUGGUCUGUGAUACAUGUAACAAACAUUGUGCAACAUUAACUGAGCUAAGUCAGCAUGUCGGAACACAUUCUACAGCCUCUGAUGCUACUAAUGAUGAACUAUUUAAGUCCGAGGAAGCAACAAAAGUUCAUCGUUCUGCCAACACUAUCAACAAGGACUUCUGUUGCGAUAUGUGCAACAAGAGGUAUGCUACAAAGGGUGACUUAAAUACGCACAUUCAAACACAUUCUUCAAAAUCAUUUGAAUGCAAGACUUGUGGGGCUAAAUUUACAACCCCAAAAUAUCUGAGCAGACAUGUUCGGAAUAUUCAUGAGAAACCAGCCAAGUAUAGCUGUACCUAUUGUGAGAAAAAAUUUAAGUCUUUAUCGCAUUUGAAACGGCAUGAAUUGAUUCACACGAAUGAGAAACCAUUUAAGUGUGAAAUAUGUGACAUGGCUUUUAGAGAUGGAUGUGCUUUAAAGAAUCAUGUUAGAGUUCACACUGGAAACAAGCCCUACAUGUGUGACGUGUGCAAGAAAUGCUUUUCUCAUUCAUCAUAUCUAAAUGUACAUGUGCGGAUACACACCGGGGAAAAGCCUUUUUCAUGUACCUUUUGUGAUAAAAAAUUUUCUACCACAAUUAGCCUUAAAAGCCAUCUUAAAACUCACACUGGGGAAAAACUUCACAAAUGUAAACAGUGUCCAAAAUCAUUCACCUUGUCCCAACAUUUGAAGGUCCAUGUACGUUUUAUGCACACUGGUGAGCGACCAUACAUUUGUGUUACAUGUCAGAAAGGAUUUGCAAGCUCAAGUCAUUUGAAACGUCACCAGUCAGUACAUUUAGAUGGCAAACAGUUCAGUUGUGAUAGGUGCGUCAAAAGAUUUACCAGCAAGGAUGGUCUUAAAAUGCAUAUGAACAGGCAUUAUACAAACGGAAAUAAAUGUUCCGAUUGUCCUAAAGAAUUUUCUAGCAAAAGGUCCCUUAAUAGGCACAUGCGGAUUCACAAUGGUAUUCAUCCUUAUACUUGUAAAAUUUGCCGUAUGGACUUCAGAUGGCUUGGACAAUUCAAUAUCCAUAAACGAAAAAAACAUCCAUGUGAGCUAAAAAGAUACUGUCUUGUGCACAUCAUACGUCUUUCAAGAUUUUAGUAAGAUAUACUGGUACAAAUUAGUAUUGAGAGUUUAGUAAAAUUUCAAAAUUAUGGUCACCAGUGAGAGGCAAAUGACCAUUGAGUCAAAUUGUCAUGUGUCUCUCUUUUGAACGAAUUGAAGGAAAUUGAAACUUUUUGGCAGAAGAGGCAAUUGCAGAGAGCAGGUUUCUCAAAAUCGGGGUCAAGGUUGAACUCACUGUCUGAAAUUUUUAAACCAAUGGAUGGAAAUAAGAACUAUGUGGCAGAAAUAUCAAUAGUAAGGAGACGUUGUGCAGUAUGUAGGUUUGGAAUUCUUAAGAUGAAAAAUUGACCCAGUCCAGUGACAGGUCACAUAGUUUACAUAGACUUAUAUAGGAAUACACAUUGUGAAAGUACACUGCUCAGAGCGUAGAUAUUUGGCAAACAGCAGUGUUUUAAGGACUUCUACAACAUUAAAUCUAUAUUUAAUUGCCUUAUUUGCAAACCAGUUUCAGGUAUGAAAUACUUUUGUCUUUAGCUUUUAUUUCAGCUGUGUCUCAUUUCUUACAUUAAAAAUUUAGUGUAGUAAUUAAUUAUUAUUUUUGUUUGUUUUAAAUUAUAUUAGGAAUGAUAUGUUUUCUACAGGAUUUUAUAUGCAUGUUUUGAUAUUUAUAGCACUUUUUUGUACAUUAAUGAAUUGUAAAAAAAUUUUUUUUUAUGUGACAUGAUAAUUCAAAGGGUAAAAUGAAGUAAUUUUAUGUGUUAUGAUAAUAAAUUGUUUUGAAUGGUAAAUUUUUAUGUGAUGUAAAAAAUUGUAUUCAUGUAGUAUGAUAAUUGUUAAUAUAUACAAUGUAUUAUAAUUUAUAUGCAUGUGAUAUGAAAAUGAAUUGUUUAAAUGGUUUAAUUUUCAUUUGACUGAUAAUAAAUUGUGUACAGUGGUUUAAUUUUACAUAACAUGAGAAUAAAGUGUUAGAAAUAACGUAACUUUUAUGUAUUAAUAAUAAGUUGUUGUGAAUGCCUGGGGGUAACUCUAUAUGGAUCUCGAAAUUGAGUAUCUGUAAAAGUUAUAUAAAUUUUCCGCUGAUAGAUGUAUACUAUAACCACCUAAUUAUGUGAAUGCAGUACAAGUCAUUCAUAUAGUAAGUUUUUACAUUUUUAACUUGACUAUUUGAUAAAAAUAAGUAGAGCUUUCCUAGUCACCCUUGUGUUGGUGUGGGCGUAACAACUUACAUGUAUGUUAAAGUUUGUACCACUACUACCUCAAAUACUUUCAAAGUCUGUUUACAUAUAGCUUUGAAACUUUGCAAACUUAUUCACCAUCAUGCCCCCAACCUGUAGACAGGAGGAAGUAACUCUAUCAAGCAUUUUGACAGAAUUAUGUCCCUUUUACAACUUAGAAUUUAAGUGAAAGUUUGCGUACCACCUCAAAUAUUUAACUUUGCACACUUUUUCACUAUCAUGCCCCCAGCCUGUAGACAGGAGGAGGUAACUCUAGCAAGCAUUUUGAAAAAAUAAUGCCCCUUUUUUCAACUUAGAAUUUAUGUUGAAGUUUGCAUACCACCUCAAAUAUCUUCAAAGUUGACUGACAUAUGGCUUUGAAAAUGUGCACACUUGUUCACUAUCAAACCUGUACAGGAGGUAACUCUUGCAAGCAUUUUGACAGAAUAAUGCCCCUUUUUUCGACUUUAAAUUUAAGUUAAAGUGUGCAUACCACCUCAGAUAUUUUCAUAUUCCAUUGACAUCUGGCUUUGAAACAUGUUGAAAUUUUAUACACUUCUUUGAGAGCAUAAUAGGAUUAUCCAAGGCCUAAUACUGUAAAAAUGGAUUUGGAAAAAAACAAGCCCUUUUAAGAACUUAGAAAAUUUCACAUUAUCAAGGCUCUUUUACUGUCAGGCACUAAGAAUAGUGGAGCAUGCUGUCCUACCAACAGCUUUUGUUAAAUCAUUUUUUAUUCAAAGUUCAACGCUUUUCUGAGGAAAGAAAAAACAACAAAAGUAAUCCAGGAAAGAGACAAUAUGGUAGACUGACUGCAGAGAUGUGACCAAAAAUGUGUAUAAUUCGGCAUAAAAACAGGUAAACAAAGAUAAAGUUCCAAACAUCAAAAUUUGGGUCCAUGUGUAGUAAUACCAGCUGAUUAGCUAGUUUAUAAUAUAUGCACAUUGCUCAUGCUCUAUAACAUGUCUAGCCAGUACCUCAAUGUUAGGGAUUUUAGGAGAAUAAAUUUACAUCUUGUAGAGUAUACACAUGCUUGUGUUAUAUCACUUUUUUCUGAAGUCUACUUGAUUUUUAUAACUCCCAACAACAAAACACAUGUAUAUGAAACUCCAUUGCAUACAUUUACAACAUUGUUUUAUUGAUCAUAUGAAAUUGACUACGAGAUUGGUAUUGAACAAUGUACAUGUAUAUAAUAGUCGCACAUGAAUUUGAAUUGGCCAUUAUUUAGUUGAGGUACUCGACUAUUUGUGAGAAAUGAAAGGGAAAAAAACAAAAAUCAGGAACCAAUGCAAGUAGUGAAAGACAAUUUAUUUAGAAAUAAUGGACUGACAAUAUCUAAAAUGCCUUCAUGUCAAAAUAUCUCG